Aspergillus puulaauensis is the source of this 1857-nucleotide messenger RNA. RefSeq lists its product as uncharacterized. The coding region runs from base 1 to 1857 and encodes 618 amino acids. The transcript has 2 exons. Gene Ontology annotation, biological process: transmembrane transport. NCBI's taxonomy places the organism in Eukaryota, Fungi, Ascomycota, Eurotiomycetes, Eurotiales, Aspergillaceae. Gene Ontology annotation, molecular function: transmembrane transporter activity. The record is from RefSeq and is a predicted model, not a curated record.
AUGAAAACCAACAAUGAACCAAUAAUAUCUCAAAAGUUCAACGAGGUCGGAAAUGUCGACAUACGUGCAACCAACACCAGCCCCUGCGAAACCAGUGAACCAGAUCUGGAAAGACGAAACGAACCCAUAGAAUGCCCUAACAGUACCACGGUGGAAGCCCUCAACAAGGUGCUGUACCACUCAGGACAUGCCGGACUACUCCUCCUCACCAUUAUCGUCAUAUCGCUAGGCCUGACACUAUUCGCCUACGCACUAGACGGGGGAAUCACGCCGCAGUUCGACAUAAUCGCCGCCUCGUCAUUCAACAUGCACGCACAGAUCGGGGCAAUAAACACCGCAACAUCCAUCAUCAGCGGCGUCUCCAAACCCGUCAUCGGUAAACUGGCCGAUCUCACCUCUAGACCGACAACAUACGUGAUCGCGCUCUUAUUCUACAUGGUCGGGUACGUCAUCGCAGCCAGCGGCACGCAUUUCACGGCGUAUAUCAUCGGCGUCGCCUUCACGGCUGUUGGCAAGGCAGGGAUUAAUCUCCUUUGCCAGAUUGUUGUUGGUGACUUGACGACCCUGCAGUGGCGUGGUUUCUGGACAGGGAUGACUAUCGCGCCGUAUCUGGUCACGACAUUCAUUACGGGGUUUAUCUCUGAUGGGUUUGUUCCGGAUAAGUGGCGCUGGGGGUUGGGCAUGUUUGCGAUUAUGAUGCCGGUGCUUCUUAUACCGGCCAUUUGGGCGUUGUAUGGUGUGCAGUAUCGGGCCAAGCGGUUGGGAUCUGAUAUUGGACACGGGUCAAAAAAGGAUGGCAUGCUGUAUACUAUCUGGCAGGGCCUUGUCGCAGUUGACGUCCCUGGUGUGAUAUUACUGGGAUUCGCGUUCGCACUUAUCCUGCUCCCACUGUCGCUGGCACAGUCCGCACACGGAGGCUGGACGAAUGCAAGCAUGAUAGCCAUGGAAGUGACAGGGUUCGUCAUCCUCGCCCUCUUCAUCGGCUACGAGCUAUGGAUUGCACCAAAGCCCAUAAUGGCACGAAACAUCAUCCAGAAUAAAGUCUUCCUGGCUGCGCUGGGCGCCAAUCUCUUCGACCAAAUGACCACGGCUGUCUGGAACAAUUACUUCUCGUCGUAUAUAUACGUUAUCAAAGACUGGCCGAAUUACACCUGGACAGUUUUCACAGGGGUGCAGAACCUCUCCCUCACCGUCUUCAGUAUCAUCAAUGGCCUGAUGAUGGCCAAAUUCCACCGUUACAAAACAAUGAUGAUUGUCGGUGCAAUACUCAAAAUCGUGGGCUACGCCAUCUGCUUCGACAGCCACACCCGGAGCACACAAAACACCGCAACGCUUGCCAUUUCACAAAUCCUGCUCGGUGUCAGUGCCUUCACAGCCCUAGGCUCCCGCGUAGGCGCAAUGGCAUCCGUGCCGCACCAGGACAUGGCCUCAAUCCUCGCUGCUUAUUUCCUGUGGACAUAUCUCGGCACAUCCGCCGGGUACGCCGUCGCAUCAGCAAUCUGGACAGAUAAGAUGCUGAAUUACAUGCGGGCGGAAACACCGCCCGGAACGUCGGAAAUUGUGCUCAGAGCUAUUUACGGGUCGAUCAAAACGCUGCGUACCGAGUAUGCACCCGGGGAUCCGAUUAGGGACGGGGCAAUCCGGGCGUAUACGCGCACGAAUGGGAUUAUUCUUCUUGUUGCGGUGACUGUUACGAGUUUGUCGUUGGUUUGUUCUUUGUGCAUGCCGAAUUACUAUUUGGGGAGACAGCAGAAUGCCGUUACGAAUACUGGGCUUGAUGGCUCUCCUGUUGAUAUUACGUCUAGGGGCAAGAAGGAAGAAGCUGGACAAGAAGAUCGCUCUAGGGAGCUGUCCUAA